UUUAUAUCUGAGCUUCAGAAGGUCCACUUGUGCGGUGCGAAUAACGACUCGAACAUAUAUAUAUAUCAAUAAAUAAAUAUAUAUAUAUAUAUAUAUCAACAUAUAUCAAACUGAUUGUGUCAAAUUUUUCGAUACUCAACAUGAAAUUCUAUUUGUCGGUAUUUGCUGCACUUGCCUUUUUGGCAUACGUCAGUUGUGAGUCGUGCGUGCAGUGCCACUCCAAAUCUGAUGCGCGCUGCGCCACAGACCCGCUCAACAUAAUGUCCAAAGACUGCGCCAACAACACAGUGUGCUACACACGCGUAUUGGAUGGGUAUACGAUUCGUGGAUGUGCCAGCGAACUGGAUAAUGCCACAUUGAAAUCAUGCAACAAUGAGCUCGAGUGCCUGACCUGUACCUUCAUGGAUGGCUGCAAUCGUCAGAUUUUCCCACAGUACCGCCUUAAGUGCCUACAGUGCUCCGGCAACUCAAUCAACUCAACGUGCGCAACCGAGAAUCAUGCCUACAGCAAAGUGUGCGAAACUUAUCGUCUGGGUGACAAGUGCUUUAUCCGCAACAGCAAUCGUGUGGCCAACGGCUCCUUCCAGCGCGGUUGCCUAAGCAGCGCCCAGGCCAACAAGCAGUGUAUUGCCGGUGGCAACUGCUACACCUGCGAGGGUCACGGCUGCAACGCUCUCCUGGCCAAUGACACGCUUAUCCCGAUUGCACGCGACGGUGCCGCCACAGUGCUCCUAUCGCUGGCCCUUCUGCUCGCCUGUGGUCUCGCCAAUUUUGCGCUGUAGGUCACGUGAGCUGCCACUAGUUGCUAGUUGCUGGUUCCUAGUUGCUAGUUGCUAGUUGCUAGCUGCCGUUGGCUGUUGAGCAUUUAACGACAUUUUCAUUUGGUAUUUUCGAUUUUUUUUUGUAUGCUGUAUUAGAAAGAACAUUGUGCAUUUGAAUUUGUUUGCAUAUGUCUUAAAUAUAAAUAUAUAUAUUUUAAAUAAAAUAAAACUCGACAAAACAACAAAACAAACCAUACUUGAAUGG
This is a messenger RNA of Drosophila grimshawi, 1026 nucleotides long. RefSeq lists its product as uncharacterized. NCBI's taxonomy places the organism in Eukaryota, Metazoa, Arthropoda, Insecta, Diptera, Drosophilidae. The record is from RefSeq and is a predicted model, not a curated record. The transcript is spliced from 3 exons. The coding region runs from base 141 to 782 and encodes 213 amino acids.